Messenger RNA from Wyeomyia smithii (pitcher-plant mosquito), 1929 nucleotides. Its product is annotated as thymus-specific serine protease-like. The coding region runs from base 196 to 1641 and encodes 481 amino acids. Gene Ontology annotation, biological process: proteolysis. The transcript is spliced from 7 exons. Gene Ontology annotation, molecular function: dipeptidyl-peptidase activity; serine-type exopeptidase activity. The record is from RefSeq and is a predicted model, not a curated record. NCBI's taxonomy places the organism in Eukaryota, Metazoa, Arthropoda, Insecta, Diptera, Culicidae.
UUAUCGACAUAAAUCGGUUUAUUGCUUUAAAUUAAAUACAAUUGCGUUAUUUACUCAUUGAAAUCUCACCAGUUCCUGCAGCGGACGUUGAUAAGAUAAGGCUGAUUUCCCACGCUGCGGAAUCACCUUAAAACCGAUAAAGUUUGUUUAAAAGCGUCCCACUUGGUAGCCAGCCAGUUGUGUUAGAGUAGAGUCAUGAAGCUGCUGUUAUUGUUUAUCCUCAUCUGGGGACCGUGCACAGUUCUAGCGACUGGCCACAACGAGGCCUGGGAGCGACUGCAUAGAGAACCUCCGCUAGGAGGCGCAAUAGCGCCAACAAACGUCAGCUCGGUGCAAACAAAAUGGAUACGGCAAAAAGUUGAUAAUUUUGAUCCUCAAAAUCCUUCCACGUGGAGUAUGCGCUACAUGGAGAAUCGAGAACAUUACCGACCAGGAGGACCGCUGUUCGUCAUGGUGGGAGGAGAAUGGACGAUUAGUGCUGUUAGUAUUUCCUCAGGUCACUUCUACGAUAUGGCAAAAUCUCUUGGGGCUUAUCUAUGCUACACUGAGCAUAGAUAUUAUGGCCUUAGUCGUCCGACUGUGAACACUCGAACCGAUUCACUUAAGUUCCUGAACAUUGAUCAAGCGCUCGCUGAUUUAGCCCACUUUGUAGAAGAAAUAAAAAGCUCUAUCGAGGGCGCCUCCAAUGCUAGCGUCAUCAUGGCCGGUGGGUCAUACUCUGCGACGAUGGUUACGUGGUUCCGCCAAAAGUAUCCCCAUCUGAUAGAUGGUGCGUGGGCUUCGAGUGCGCCAUUGUUGGCUAAACUGGAUUUUGUGGAGUACUACGAAGUUGUGUCGGACUCUAUACGGCUAGUUGGAGGGGAUGCUUGUGCCGAAAGAAUCGGCAGAGCCUUCAAUCAAACCGAAUCCCUGCUGGAUCGAGAGGAAUUUGAUCGGGUGCGCGAGGAGUUCAUGCUAUGUGAUAAUAUAGAUUUUUCCAAUACUCUGGAUAGGAGGAUAUUUUUCUGGUCCAUUUCGCUCUACAUGGCGCUGGUUGUCCAGUAUCACUGGCCGGGGGAUAUCGAGGCAAUGUGUGACAUCGUAAACGACGAAUCGGUCGAUAGUGACAUGGCGGCUCUGGCCAAAUGGCACACACGGGAUGUCAGCCUCUGCAUCGAUUCUACAUACGCGAGUUUCAUUCAAUUUUAUCGGAAUACAUCGUGGAAUCAUGGAGCGAAUGAACACGCAAUGAGACAAUGGUACUAUCAAGUUUGUGCGGAGUAUGGAUGGCAUCAAACUUCCGGAUCGGUGAACCAAAUUUUUGGAUCUAGUUUCCCUGUUGAUCUAUUCCUUCAAAUGUGCAAGGAUUUAUAUAAUGGAAUCUUCAGUACGAUACAGAUGGAGGCGCACAUUGCUCGCACUAACACCAUCUAUGGGCACAUGAAUCCAGCCGUUACCAAUGUGUUUUUCACCCAGGGACAGAUUGACCCUUGGCGUCCACCGGGAAUACAGGAAGACUUAAACGAAUUCUCACCAGCGGUGGUGAUACCUUUGGCAUCACAUUGUGCGGAUCGAGGAUCGAUCACUGAUUCCGAUUCACCGGAGAUGCGAGCCGCCAAGGAACGUAUUUUUGAACUUAUUCAAACAUGGAUCGCCCACUGAGCUGACAAUCGUGCAAGACGCUAGAAUUCACAUGUACCUAUAAUUAAACAGUAUUAAACAAAUUGUUCAAGUUAAAAUUCCUCCACGCGCGGAAAAAAAACCCAUUGAGUUUUUGCAUUUUACCAAUUCAUUCUAGCUGAAGACGCUCAAAUAAACGGGAACAACUUUCAAUACAAUCAAUCUUGUUGAUUGCUUCUUGUCAAAACAAACUAUAUCCUCUAGCAUAAUAUUUGCUCGCCCGCAAUCGAAGUUGUACAACAUAUAUUAAUUUUCACCUGUCAGAGCCAA